GAGGGAGAGGAUGAACGGGAGAGACGGAAGUGGGUCGUAUGGAUUGUCUUAAGAUGGAACAUGUCAUUGCUUCUGUGAAGGUUGUUACAUGGGUCUCUUGGAAGCGGCCUGGUAUUGGAAGAUGGCACUGUCCUGGACGAGCUUCGCUGCUCUGGUACUGCAUCAACAGCGACAACCUUUCGAUGUCCUCUUCACGGUGUCGACCUGUUUUCUCGCGUACUCCGCGACGUCUCUCCUGCUCUAGGCGGCUCUCUAUUACUCCCUGUACGGCUUCCGCCCUACCUUACGCUGGAAGAGAAACACAAGUCACAAGAAUGGCAAAAUCG
This is a messenger RNA of Gloeophyllum trabeum ATCC 11539, 326 nucleotides long. RefSeq lists its product as uncharacterized. The coding region runs from base 89 to 244 and encodes 51 amino acids. The transcript has a single exon. NCBI's taxonomy places the organism in Eukaryota, Fungi, Basidiomycota, Agaricomycetes, Gloeophyllales, Gloeophyllaceae. The record is from RefSeq and is a predicted model, not a curated record.